Molecule: messenger RNA, 1877 nt
Organism: Suillus subaureus
Lineage: Eukaryota; Fungi; Basidiomycota; Agaricomycetes; Boletales; Suillaceae
Product: aspartic peptidase A1
Exons: 7
Coding region: 261-1715 (484 amino acids)
Biological process (GO): proteolysis
Molecular function (GO): aspartic-type endopeptidase activity
Source: RefSeq, a predicted model, not a curated record
GUGCAACGAACAUAUAAGAACGUUCGUAGAUCAAUGAAGUACAUCACUUUUCGGUCCACUUAGGAUCUUCUCACCUUCCACGUCUACGAACUCUGGCCUGGCGCCGUACUGUCUUUCACCCGAUUUUAUUCUUCCAAUAGUUCGCUAGUCGAUCUCAAAUUCUGUUUCAACUUUUGCUAACUGUUCCAGUUGUCGCUAGUCGACGUUGCUCUCACUGUUUUUUCACUCUUUUGUACUUGCAAAGAAGUUCUUCACGCGUGAUGCAGUUGUCAAUCGUUUUCGCUGUGCUAUUAGCAUGCAUUCUAAACUGGCCCGUCACCAGGACGCGGGCUAACCCAAGGAUGAUUACAAUGCCACUGAAACGGUUAUACGCUCCACGGACCGACGUCCACCCACAAUUGCUUCUCCAACAACACAUUAACCGUGGCAACAAACGCCUUGCGCGCAUGACCGGACGUUCAGAACCUCCUGAACAUGAACUCCGUGCAGAGAUGCACAAGAGGAUGUACAUUCUUGAAAGCGCUUCAGUCAGUGCCAGUAGCGCUACCACAGUGGCAAGGAGCAACUUUAGCAGACGCCAUUCACGUUAUUCCAAACCUUCUACAAAGGCAGCAAGCAAUGUUUCUUCCACCGGCACUGGUAGUGGAGUUUCUGCUCUCGAUAUCCAGGCUGCUGAAAAUGGCGGUCUCACUCAUGCCAAGCAGCCUACUGCUAAUAAUACUCUUGGCCUCGCUAUUGAUGCAGAUGAUGUCGGAUAUAUUGCAACUAUCCAGAUUGGUACUCCCCCCCAGAACUUUAAUAUCCUUAUGGACUCUGGUUCCGCCGACUUCUGGGUCGGUAGUGAAUCUUGUCAAUCUCAGCAGGGUACUUGUGGGAACCAUACUUUCCUUGGCUCCAAGUCGUCAAGCUCUUUCGUUCAGUCCAAUCAAAAUUUCAAUGUGACGUAUGGGUCUGGAAACGUUGCUGGUGUUCUUUGCCAGGACAACGUCAACAUGGCGGGUUUGCAGCUCAAAAACCAUACCUUCGGCGUAGCAAACGAGGAGAGUGUGCAAUUCUCUGCCGACACCGUGCCUUUUGAUGGGUUGAUGGGUCUUGCCCAAUCAACACUUUCCAAUGAAAAGGUCCCAACUCCUGUCGAAUCUUUGGCGUCCAAUGGUCUCAUCUCCUCAGCUAUUUCGUCUUUCAAGAUCUCACGUCUCGCCGAUCAACUUAACGACGGCCAAGUUACAUUCGGCGGACUGGACUCCACUAAAUUCGUCGCCAGCACCCUUAUUACGAUCCCCAAUGUCAGCAAGAUAGGGUUCUGGGAGGGCGCUCUCAACGCAAUCACGGUCAACGGGCAAAACACAGGCAUGACCGGGCGCACUGCCAUCCUUGAUACUGGCACCACUCUCAUCAUCGCCCCUCCGGCGGAUACCCUAGCAGUCAUGGCUAUGCUUGGUGGCAAAUGUGAUACUCAGCAGUGUACGAUUCCGUGCACGUCGAAUGCAAGCGUCGCGCUUUCCUUUGGAAACGCGUCGUUUACUAUCGAUCCCAGAGACAUGGUGGUGCUGCCUGUAGACGUCAAUGAUCCAACUGGUGACUGCACAGCUGGGAUUCAGCCUGGCACCAUCGGGACGGACACGGAAUGGCUGGUCGGAGAUGUGUUUUUGAAGAAUGCGUAUCUCUCUGUGGACACGAAGAAUAACCAAAUUUCUUUGGCCAAGCUUUCGUAGUUUCUGCCCCGUGAACUACCUAAUGGUUACGGGGUGUAGUUGAUUGUUUUCUACCAGCAGGACCGCGGGAUCGAUUCUUCUUAGAUUCGGGGGAAGGCAUUGAAUUAUCUACAAGUUGUAUCAUAAUCAUCAUUCAUUACUAUCAUCACGCACGAUAUCAAU